AUUUUAUUUUUUGGUUAUGACCUUCCUGUCGGGUCUGAGCCAGGGUGUGGCGACUGACUACGCCCAUGCCAGGGCCCAGGGGUCUUACCUUAUCUACUUCGUGUUCUGUAUAUUUAUGUGCCUGGAUCAUGAAACUGUCAAUACUAUGCAAUUUUGUACCUACCUAUAUUUUGUGAACGUGAUACGUCAUCACGUGUUGUUAUAGGUUUCUGUCCCAAGUGUAGAAGAUAUCAUGCUAAGUGGCCGGUGUACCUACCUGCCUAGUACUCAGUACUGAUUGAAGUGCACGGCUGACUCAGCGUACCACUUGGCUGCUGCAAUAAGUAGGCUGCAUUACUGAGACCGGCACAGUGCUCACUGAAACGCCAACAUGUACAAACUAUUGUUGCUGAGCUGUCUGCUAGCCAGCUGUCUUGCUGGACCCCACGAUGUCCCAUCUUGGAUACGCGACGCGUCUCGGCCGCCGUGGCGUGGAGGGCGCGGCUGCGCAGAUCGGCGCGCGGGUUGGGAGGCGUGCGCACACGUUAACAGCACGGUGUCGCUGGCGCCGCACCCCCGCGACUGCCGCCUCUUCUUCUACUGCAGCAGCAUCGGCAUCGGCAUCCCCCUGGUGUGCCGCCGCUGCCCUGCCGGCCUGCACUUCAACCCGGAACUACUAGUCUGCGACUGGCCAAACAAUGUCAACUGCACGGCCGGUCCUCCUCCUCGCCCGCGGCCCACACUGCAUCCCACUGACAGCACAGCACUACCUACUGAUACCACUGUCAUAUAUUCUGAUACUCCUACUCCAGUCGCUGAAAGUACUGUUGCUGAAACUUCCGACCAGCCCACGUCAACGUCGAUGCCGCCGCAUAGAAUACAGGACAUUGCAGCACUGGAACACAGUAUGGCGGCGGCUCAGCAGGGCUGGGCGCUCGCCGUGGCGUAUAGUAUCGACAGAGCAUUGCAUAGUGCGCGGUAG
Messenger RNA from Spodoptera littoralis (African cotton leafworm), 961 nucleotides. Lineage: Eukaryota; Metazoa; Arthropoda; Insecta; Lepidoptera; Noctuidae. The record is from the annotation of a GenBank genome assembly.